GAAGGGACAGAGCUCGAAGGAGAUGUCGGGACGAGGCAAGGGAGGUAAGGGUUUGGGAAAGGGAGGUGCAAAGCGCCACCGCAAGGUCCUCCGGGACAACAUCCAGGGCAUCACCAAGCCCGCCAUCCGGCGUCUCGCACGGCGUGGUGGCGUGAAGCGUAUCAGCGGUCUCAUCUACGAGGAGACAAGAGGCGUGCUCAAGAUCUUCCUGGAGAACGUUAUCCGCGACGCCGUCACCUACACGGAGCACGCUCGCCGGAAGACCGUCACCGCCAUGGACGUUGUCUACGCUCUCAAGCGCCAGGGCCGCACCCUCUACGGCUUCGGUGGUUAGAGCCAACGUUUUCGGGCUCGGCCUUAAAAUUUGAUGUUAUUAUCCCUUUUUUCCUUUUCUCUUUUCAGUUUUUUUUUCCCCAACAAUGUUCUUGAUGCUCAAGUAUGUUCAGUUUUGUAUGAAAACUUUUGGGUGCCGAUGGAACUUUUCUUUUGGUAAAUUUUGUUCGUUGGCUGCAU
Molecule: messenger RNA, 513 nt
Organism: Elaeis guineensis (African oil palm)
Lineage: Eukaryota; Viridiplantae; Streptophyta; Magnoliopsida; Arecales; Arecaceae
Product: histone H4
Cellular component (GO): nucleosome
Molecular function (GO): structural constituent of chromatin; DNA binding; protein heterodimerization activity
Source: RefSeq, a predicted model, not a curated record